Molecule: messenger RNA, 1809 nt
Organism: Rhincodon typus (whale shark)
Lineage: Eukaryota; Metazoa; Chordata; Chondrichthyes; Orectolobiformes; Rhincodontidae
Gene: mutyh
Product: mutY DNA glycosylase
Exons: 10
Coding region: 145-1056 (303 amino acids)
Biological process (GO): mismatch repair; base-excision repair
Cellular component (GO): nucleus
Molecular function (GO): 4 iron, 4 sulfur cluster binding; purine-specific mismatch base pair DNA N-glycosylase activity; oxidized purine DNA binding
Source: RefSeq, a predicted model, not a curated record
AUUUAGCUGUGAGUUUUCACUAGGUAUACAUCUUCGGGUGACCUUGCGUUUUGUCCGUUAUCAUGGAGUUCACUCUCCGCUGGGAAUCCUAUUAUUGCCUAUUUUUAUUCAGAAUUUUGAACACAUUCAUCUUUGGAGAAUAUAAUGAGCAAGAUGAGAACCACAGUGAUACUUAGAAAAGCAUCAUUAAAAAGAAAAAAGAAUGUGAGAAGUUCAUCACAGAGCAAGAAGUUAUGUCAAGAACAAAUCAAAGAAGAGUUACCAAGGAUAUUAACUGGCAAGGAAGCUGCCUACCAUUCCUUUAAGGAUCUGACUGAAAUCCAUUCCAUUAGGGCGAACCUUCUGUCCUGGUAUGAUAAAAGCAAACGAGAAUUACCUUGGCGGAGAAUGGCUGUGACAGAAUCUGAUUUGAAUAAAAGGGCUUAUGCAGUUUGGGUGUCUGAGAUCAUGUUACAGCAAACACAGGUAGCUACUGUGAUCAACUACUAUAACAAAUGGAUGCAGAGAUGGCCAACCUUGCAGGAUCUUGCUAAAGCCACCGUUGAGGAAGUGAAUGAAAUGUGGUCAGGCCUAGGAUAUUAUUCCAGAGGAAGAAGAUUACAUGAAGGAGCACAAAAGGUUAUGUCAGAAUUCAAAGGUGAGAUGCCAAAGACUGCAGAGGAGCUACAGAAGCUGCUGCCCGGUGUUGGGAGAUACACAGCUUCUGCCAUUGCCUCAAUCACAUUUGGACAGGUAACUGGGAUAGUGGAUGGGAACGCUGUACGGGUGCUGUGUCGUGUUAGAGCAAUUGGAGCAGACAGCACCAGUCCAACAGUGUUUGAAGCACUUUGGAUGUUGGCAAAUAGCUUGGUGGACCCAUUUAGACCGGGGGACUUUAACCAAGCUAUAAUGGAGCUGGGUGCUACUGUCUGUACUCCCAAGGCUCCACUUUGUUCAGAAUGUCCUGUUCAGGCCCACUGUAGAGCUUACCAACAGGUUGGUUUUGAACUGUCGUUGAAAGAGAUAAUGGAACUGACUAUGCAAAGUAGAAUGUACACUAACUGCCAACUUCUGUAAACAAGACAAAUUCCUGUGCAACCAGGGAUUAUUUCAUCAAUUGGCUGAUUUUAUCAUUGAUGAGCACUACUGCUCUUGACUGAGUGAUCCAAAUUCUCACAAGUGCGGUACAUGUUCAGAUUUCAAUCCCAGCAAACAUACCUCUGAACUAGGUUCAGCUGACUCGGCCCCAAAGAGAAAUAUUGUAGCACCAUGAUUUUAUCAAUGACAACUCGUGACAUCUUCCCAGUAUUUCCACAACUGAAGCUCUCUCCAUAGUGUUUCACAUGAGGUCAUUCCAGUGUUGCUGUACCCUAAGCUUUCACAACCACUCACCUUAGCAUUCUAUCUGUGUACUAAUUUAUCUCAGCAGAUUCUAAUAUACCUUAAUCGUCUUCUUCAAUUGCCUUCAGACAUUGCUAUUCCUUCUUGGAUUUGAUAGCCCCUCUUAAAUGACAAGAGUGCCAUCCUAAAGCUAUCAAGCCUCACAGCUUUCUCCAACUUUAAUUACUAGAACUCGCCUUUUACCUGAAAAAUAUUUCUGCUGUAGUCCUUUUAACUUGGGCAUUAAAACUUGCAAGGUAUAUAAGUAUCCAUGUGUUAACUAGCUAUUAAUAGUUGUUCAGAUCUCAUAGAGUCAUUGGUGCGUUGUAUGAUGUGAGUUAUUCAUGGUGAGGGUAAGGAAUAUUGAAAUGGAAUCAAAGGGACUUUAAUCUGCCUCUUACCCCAGGUAAACAUUAUUUUUGUUCUUUUGGAGGUGCCACUGUGUAAAAA